Molecule: messenger RNA, 766 nt
Organism: Clarias gariepinus (North African catfish)
Lineage: Eukaryota; Metazoa; Chordata; Actinopteri; Siluriformes; Clariidae
Gene: tmem37
Product: transmembrane protein 37
Exons: 2
Coding region: 45-665 (206 amino acids)
Cellular component (GO): membrane
Molecular function (GO): voltage-gated monoatomic ion channel activity; calcium channel activity
Source: RefSeq, a predicted model, not a curated record
CUGGGCAAAGUUUGGAGUUGAUCACAGUGACAGCGCUAGGAGUUAUGGCUAUGGCUCCUGCUACUCAGGAGAAGUCUCGUCCUUGUUUCCUGGAAGUACUGUGUAGCACUCUUAUCAUCUUGUGUGUGGCUCUUUCUAUCGUCCUGUCCUCCAUUGCAGUCUGUGAUGGACUCUGGCUGCUAAAGGAGCACCGCAGGUUUGGCCUUUGGUUCUUCUGUGAAGUGGACACAGAGAACUCUGGUGCACCCCCUAUUUGCAGUAGGCAUAUUGCAGAGGAAGUAGGACAGCUCCUGGAUCACGGAAUUGGACUGUGUCGCUGCCUUGUCUGUCUGGCUGUAGUGAGUGCCAUCUUUGGCCUGGAGCUGCUGGUAUUAUCACAGGUGACCGAGGGACGGUCAUCUCGACGGCGGUGGCAUCUAGGGGCGUGGCUUGUGCUGCUGGCAUCAGGAUUGGCUGCUGCAGGGGUCAUGGCCUUUCUGUUUUUAUUAUGGGAUUAUGCUACACCUCUAAGGCUCACACUCACUUUCUGGUGCCAGAUCACUGCAACAUUCCUCUUUUUCCUCAAUGGCAUGGCAGCACGCCAAAUCCAAAAUAUGGCCUAUUUUCUGCCCUCCAGUGGAGUUGUGGGGAAACUGAAUGAGCCAUUGUUGACUAACCACUGCUGAGUUAUGAGCAAUGUUUAAAUUUAUAAAACAAUUUAUUGAAGUUAAUAAACUUAACAGUUUAUCUGUAAAAAUAUCUUUGCAGGUAAACAGAAUGUUUUAAA